AGUACACACUUACGGCUCCUGGAAUCAAGGCUCAGGUGCUUAGCAUUUCCUUUGUCAAUCCUACCUGCCACAGUUCCUCGUCACGCGGUUGUCUAUCCUUUUAUUUGAGAGCUCAUGACUUCAUGCAUUGACGCACUUCAACCAUGGUGCCAUCAUGUACUAACCAUCGCGCAGUUCAUCCCGUAUGCUGCAACCCUGACCAACCUCUUCGUGAAGGACAAAGAUGGCGUCGAGCGUGAUAUUGUACUAGGUUACGAUAAUACCUCCUACUAUCCUGUCGAUCCUGGGCAUCCAGUCUACAACGCAGUGCCUGGCCGAUAUGCCAACCGCAUCGGAAAGGGCACGUUUACGAUCGACGGCGUCACAUACCACACGACGCUCAACGAUGGGCCAAACACGCUCCAUAGCGGCCCGAACAACUGGUCCUAUAGGACAUGGAACGUGACGGAUGUCACCAACAGCUCUAUUACAUUCUCCAUCUAUGAUCCUGCGAAUUCAACUGGUAUGCCCGGCCAUGUUGAGGCCACCGUGACCUAUGCGGUAUCCAAGAACAAAUGGACGAUCACGAUGGAUGCCAUCUCUCCGGACGCUAAGACGCCCAUCAUGCUCACGCAGCACACCUACUACCAGCUCGAUGGGUUCGCGGACCCUGAUACCAGGACUAUCUGGAAUCACACUCUCUACGCGCCUUCGGCUAAGCGGGUGAUGAAGGCGGAUGCGAACGCGUUGCCCACGGGCGUCAUCGCCAACGUCUCAAAGAACUCCAUUGACGACUUCUGGACCGCUCCGCACCAGCUCGGAUUUGCAUCUGGCAAUUCCGACUUUGAAGACCACUGCGGUGGUGGCUGCCACGGGUACAACGGCAACUGGGCUCUCGACCUUGACCGGGACAAGAGCGAUGUCGCCCUCACUCUGAGCAGCAAAUGGAGUGGCAUCAAGGCCGAUCUGCGCACCAACCAGGACGCGCUUGUCUUGUACACGUGCAACUGGAACGACGGAAAGAGCGAGUUCAAGAGCACGCAGGGCAAGAAGGGAGACAAGGACAAGUUCAUCCCGCGCGAUGGCUGCAUUGCUAUUGAGGCCCAGGACUACGUUGAUGGCAUCAACCAUCCUGAAUGGGGUCGCCUUAACAAGCAGAUCUUUGGUCCCGGCCAAAAGUACCACUGGGAGUCGUCCUGGAGCUUCGGCACGAUCUAGAGGACUUGGAGGAGAAAGAAGCUGGCGGCGAGGAAAGCUCAUCUGUACAUAGUCGAAAAGGAACGGUUGAUAUUGUGAAUAUUAUCUCCGGCGUUUGUCUUACCAGCUGUGCGUG
Molecule: messenger RNA, 1312 nt
Organism: Trematosphaeria pertusa
Lineage: Eukaryota; Fungi; Ascomycota; Dothideomycetes; Pleosporales; Trematosphaeriaceae
Product: aldose 1-epimeras-like protein
Exons: 4
Coding region: 115-1197 (360 amino acids)
Biological process (GO): glucose metabolic process; beta-D-galactose catabolic process via UDP-galactose, Leloir pathway
Molecular function (GO): aldose 1-epimerase activity; carbohydrate binding
Source: RefSeq, a predicted model, not a curated record